AUGUCACGUUUUGUGGAAGGAAUGUGGGGGAAAUUUUUCCUGUUGGAAAAUCCUAAACAGAACUUAGAAUGUCCUCUGGGAGAGGAGUACGUUCAGGAAACAAUUUACUGUAUCUCCUACCCCUGCUCCCAGCCACCUGCCAAAUGUGAUGGUCCGGAACAGGAGGAAAUAAGAGCUGCAGCAAGACAUUGGGAGAGUUUGACUUGUGUACGAUUUCAAGAAAAACAGCGUUACGACGGUCGAAAGAUUGUGGUAUUUAAAAAAUUGGAUGGCUGUUGGUCCUACAUAGGAAGAACGACUGCGUUAAACCAAACAAUUUCCAUAGGCACGGGUUGUGACGGGAUAGGGACGAUAGCUCAUGAGAUUGGUCACGUGCUUGGCUUCUGGCACGAGCAAAGUCGUAUGGACAGGUCAAAGUUCAUCCGGGUAUAUUUAGAUCACGUGAAAUUCGAGAAGAAAAGUAACUUUAAAGACCGAAGCUGGCAGGUGAUAACAAGCAUGAAUAUACCGUACGAUCCUGGAUCCGCGCUGCAUUAUGGCGGAAAGUAUUUCAAUACUGACGGCCAGUUUACGAUCAAAACGAUAGACCCAUUUCAACAGAAAGUGAUCGGCCAAAGACAAGACCUCUCCUUUUAUGACGUCAAACUUGCCAACCUGGCUUACUGUAACGUAACGGACAGAACCAUAGAUGGCGCCAAGUGCAAUAGAGACGGGUACACGGACCCCAAGAGACCAACGCAGUGCAGGUGCCCUGAUGGGUUUGGUGGAAAAACAUGCAAUACAGUUGCACCGUCCGCUGCCGAUUGUGGUAUGGGGGAUUUGACGUCGGAAAGAGGCUACAUAUCAUACUACAAACAUGCAGGAUUGCCGCCGAAUCAGAAAAACUCGUGCAAUUGGUUCAUCAGGGUUCCCCGAGGUAAGAUCAUCGUCCUGGAGAUCCUCACUCUGGACAUCACGUGGGACCAGGAGAAGUGGCUGUGUCAAGACUACGUGGAGGUCAGGUACAGGGCUCACCUCUCCGAGACCGGGGGAAGGUUCUGCGGGACGACCCUGCCCAGUACUCCUGUAUACUCAUACACCAAUGAAAUGUUGAUAUUAUUCCGCACAUUCAAAGGCGGUGGAUACGGGUUUACAGCAAGAUACCGAACUGAGUCAUGUGGGGGUUGCGCAGAUCCAAUACGAGAAGAGCAGCACGCAUGUUAUAGGAAAGAAACAGAACAGUGCCAAGAAUCGUGGGAGGAGGAGGAAUAUUUGAAAUGCUCUUCGUUCUUCGGCAAUGUGGGAGAGCCGUGUGGUCUACGGCAUGUGCGAAAGCAACGAAACAUGACGUGUCACGUGGACAGACCAUACUGUUGCCAGGGAUUUGCUCUUGAGAAUAAUAAGUGUGUUGCUGUAAGACCUGCUCGCGCUAUACAAGACAGUCCAAGCGAGAAUUACGGCGCCGUUACCAUGCCAACAAUGUCUUUACGACAGUCAACACCGAAACUUGGCGGGAGUUUUGAGUCUUCGGACGAAAGAACCACGUGGCCGUGGAGUGGGUGGUCGGAGUGGGUCUGCUCUAAGCCGUCUUGUGGCUGCGGGACGGCUACGCGCACGCGCACUUGUCUACAGCCGGGUCACAGGAGUUGUGGUGGACAACACAGUCAGACGGAGAGGCGAGCCUGUAGUAACAGACCAUGUUAUUGCUCUGUAAAAGCUCCCACUUACUAUCCUUGUCCAGGGACCCAUUACUUCGGUAGGACUAACAUGUGUGUAGGGUGCCUGAACAGACAGGACUGCCCGGAUGGUUAUUACUGCGACAUUCACCCUGCUGAUGCUUGGGCUGUGUGCUGUCCGAAUGAAGUCUAA
Lingula anatina is the source of this 1848-nucleotide messenger RNA. RefSeq names its product zinc metalloproteinase nas-37. Gene Ontology annotation, biological process: proteolysis. Gene Ontology annotation, molecular function: metalloendopeptidase activity; zinc ion binding. The record is from RefSeq and is a predicted model, not a curated record. NCBI's taxonomy places the organism in Eukaryota, Metazoa, Brachiopoda, Lingulata, Lingulida, Lingulidae.